AUGCUGUCCAUAGUCCCAUUUGCACAAAAUGUCUUCAACCAAAAAUUGACAACCUUCAAAGAUGUCAACUCAAUGCUAAGCUCUAUCAUCAUGCAUAGCUUCUCAGACAAACUGCACACUGAAUACUUCAUGGAACAUGGUGACCAGCCUGUACUGAUUGCUGUUGACCUGUUCAACUGGGCAGUAACUAAGUGCACCUUGCACUCUACUGCCAAAGAGUAUGAACUCCUUGCUGCAGCCUAUGCCUUACAAUGGAACCAAGUUCGUAGUCAUGCAUACAACUUCCUUGUCAAAUGGGAAGCUCAUAUUUCAGAACUGCAUGCAUACCUGCAAGUCCCCUGGAUGCCUGAUCACUGCUACUGGACUCUCAAGCAUGCUCUGCCAUCUGACAGAAAUGCCUUAUCUAAUUCGGUGUUGAUCUUACAUGAACAACUUCAUGGCAGAGAACAGACAGCCAAGAGUGUUGCCAACAUCCUAUGUCAAUAUUACAAGCUGGUGGCUGACAGUAUCCCAGUGAAUCAACACCACAUGAUGGAGGAGUCAGAGCUCAAUGCCCUGCAAGCUGCCACCUUCAUUAACUGCUGGGCAUGCGGCAAGCUCGGGCAUGCAGCCAAUCGCUGCCUGAAUGAAGUUGCUCAUGCUCAAUGGAGAGAAGAAAAAGUCAAGGUGCCACCAAAGAACCGAGCUAAUACAUUGUCAGAGGUUGCGCACCCAAAACCUGAUAUCUGUAAUAGAAUCGUGUCUAUUACGAAUCCUGUCAAGAUAUGUGGUAAUGUCUUGUGUAUUACAAUUUCUAUCAAGGUGAUCCCUGGACUGUGUCAUGGGCCUGGAUGCUCAAGAAGCAGGAGGGUCACUGGUUCAUAUGGAAGGAGCACAGGUAUCGAAGAUCUAGUCGAUACCAGUAGAGAGCAUGGUCGUAGUGCAGUCUCCAUGGAGACCAUGGACUUCUACGGACUCACAUGCAAAGGAGGACCGAGCCAUAUGCGAGGAGGGCCAAGCACAGCCAUGAGGAGGACCAAGCUCAAGGAGCAGGCACAGCCACGAAGAGGACCAAGCUCAAGGAGCAUGCAGAUGGUUACCACUCAGGGGCUCGAGAGACCAGAGCCAAAGGAACUGUCACUGAUCAAAGGAGAAGGAGCAGUGUCGAAGGAGUCGACACCAGGUCAUAAGGAGGAGGAGCAGUGUCGAAGGAGUCAACACCAGGUCAUGAGGAGGAGGAGCAGUGUCGAAGGAGUCGACACAGCUCAAGAGGCACAGGGGUGCCAAGCAGGAGAGGCCCCUGAGCAGUACUCAAUGAAGAAGGUACUCUCUGGAGAGAGAGCAGGAGCAGCAUCACUGGCGAUGCUGUGA
Ustilago hordei is the source of this 1350-nucleotide messenger RNA. RefSeq lists its product as uncharacterized. Gene Ontology annotation, molecular function: zinc ion binding; nucleic acid binding. NCBI's taxonomy places the organism in Eukaryota, Fungi, Basidiomycota, Ustilaginomycetes, Ustilaginales, Ustilaginaceae. The coding region runs from base 1 to 1350 and encodes 449 amino acids. The record is from RefSeq and is a predicted model, not a curated record. The transcript is spliced from 2 exons.